Molecule: messenger RNA, 1650 nt
Organism: Echinostoma caproni
Lineage: Eukaryota; Metazoa; Platyhelminthes; Trematoda; Plagiorchiida; Echinostomatidae
Source: the annotation of a GenBank genome assembly
AUGCAGAAGGAAGAGAGCCACACCCAAACAGACAAGGGUGCAGUGCCGUCCACGUCGCAGCAACCGCAACAGUCUACCGCCCCAUGGUGGUGGUGGUCGGCCAGUCGGGGCCGGAAUGAAAUCAGUCGCUCAGACAAAUCCAGCUUUGUGAUUAACAGUUCAGAUAUGUAUCAAUCAGCCGCCACUUUGCAGCUACUCGAUCCGCAACAAGCGGGGAAGGAGUACAGCGAACGAUCCCCGGUUUCAUCAUUCCAUUCUGCGGCACAGCUACACGAGGAAGAUAUCAGUCAGCCAACGUGGUGUACACGAAAUAUGGACAAGGACAAAGAGAUUUCUCAAUUUGUUAUAUUUCUCCUCAGCCGAUAUACAGUCUCCAUUAAUCCGUUACAAAUCUACUCCAUUAUCUACGAAUGGGAACGUUACCAACAUCAGAGACAGCUAGCGUUGCACCGUCAGUGGACACAACGUAUGCGUCAGCAAAAACGCAGACAACGCAGACUAGAGGAGUAUAACAGACAUCUACGACACUUCGCCUCGGUCCUCGCUCAACAGCAUAUGAAUCAGCUACGAAAAGCUCGAACGUUUGGAGAAUUUAAACAAAUUAUGUUUGAUCGAAUCACGACCGAUACCGACUCCGAUCAUGUGAUCGAACAACCACAUUCCCUUCAAUCCAGUGCUCUAAUCGAAUCUUCCCUGAGGUAUCCAGAUACCGAACAUAAUAUAGUGGCCGCUGCUUCCACUGCAUUGGAAUUUCCCGGUGGAGCGGGUGGUGGAAUAGUUGUGAACAGCUUGCGCUCAACACGGAAAGGUAGCACACGAGAAAGUCGAGCAAUCGUAGAACUACCCAGCACGGCCAGUACAGAAUCACUGGUGACUGUUAGUGCUAAAUCCAGUCAAAUUGAACAACCCGAGUCAGUCGAUGGGGAUCGGAGUGUGCCAGACAGUUCCAUUCAUCGAUUGCUACCUGACGAAGAGGAAGAGGCUCCAAAAUAUUCUGAAGCUGAACUACGAAGUGCAUUCGAAAGCUACCAAGAAUUUCGGCGUAGUGCCUGUCAACCACGGAACCAGACGUUGUGCGUUCGUUCUUUGCUAGACUUACAGCAGGAACAUACUACCGUAAUCAUUCCUCGCGGUUUCCACGUGCGUCGCUGUGGUUCUCAAAUCCAGCCAGUUUGUAGCUACCACAGAUCGACAAUACAGACUGAACUGGAUCGGGAAGAAUCGGAUAUGGGGAUGAGUGAAGGCAACCGACUCGAUGGGGCAGGUCCCACUACAUAUCGACCUGACGAGAGUGGAGGUGGUGGCAACCCAGGUUCGGAUUGGUAUGGUUAUCCGCAUUCAUCCGCCUCGAUCGCGGAAGCUGCAGAGCACUUGGAAUAUGCCAUGGAUCGAGGUCAAUACUCAUCCUGUGAGUGUGAAACAGCGGAAGAGGAAUGUCUGCCAACAAAUGUCACUUUGAAGAUCCAAGCCGUUGCUGUCAGUCGGGUACGUUCAACGAACCAAGGGUAUAGUAUGCUUUUCUCUAUCAUUUUCGGUUCUAAUUCUCGUAGACUGCUUCCGUGGUGCAUCACCGAGGUGUUUAGGUUUUUCUUCACUUACACAUUUUAUAGAAAACCUAAAUGUGAUGGCUUAAGGGAAAAAGUUGGUUGA